This is a messenger RNA of Nasonia vitripennis (jewel wasp), 3013 nucleotides long. RefSeq names its product COP9 signalosome complex subunit 3 (gene CSN3). Gene Ontology annotation, biological process: ubiquitin-dependent protein catabolic process. The record is from RefSeq and is a predicted model, not a curated record. The coding region runs from base 193 to 1518 and encodes 441 amino acids. NCBI's taxonomy places the organism in Eukaryota, Metazoa, Arthropoda, Insecta, Hymenoptera, Pteromalidae. The transcript is spliced from 5 exons. Gene Ontology annotation, cellular component: COP9 signalosome.
GGCAUCAACUGUCAUCCUCUGGAUUCGCUCUUUGACCACAAGUAGGAUAUAUAUCACACGCGGAAUGUAUACCUAUAUGUAGUACACAAAAGAAAGGUCGCCGAUUUGCUUUUCGCCUUCUCUCGUCUAACAUUUGUAGAGACAAACCGUUAGGUCGAUAGCCGGUGAUGUGAGUGCAUUUUCCGCGAUAAAAUGGCAACGGUACUCGAACAGUUUGUAAAUAACGUCAGGACACUCUCUUCCGAAGGAAACUUUCGUGAACUGACCAAUGCUCUGAACAAAUUCAGCGAAGCCUUAUCCAGGAAUGUACAGCACCUCGACAAUGUUUUAGAAACAUUGGAUUUGCAGAACCACUCGCUGGGUAUUCUCGCGGUAUUAUGCGCAAAGAUCACUAGUUUUAAUGGAGGCAAUGGUACGUCGGAAAGCUUCAAACCGUUGUUCAAUCAGGUACAAGAAUUCAUUGUCGGUUGCAAUGGGGAGCAAGUUCGUUUUGCGCCAAUGAUGUAUGCAGAAUUAUGCCAUCAAUUCACAGACGCUCUUGUAGAGCAGCAUACGCCUAUGAGAGGGAUCGACUUGUUAUGUAGAGCGAUUAGAAAAAUUCAGUUGUUCGAUAGCCAGUUGACUUCUGUACACAGUGAUCUUUGCAAACUUUGCCUCCUUGCAAAGUGUUUCAAGCCUGCUUUGGAGUUCCUCGACAUUGAUAUUACUGGCAUUAGUGUGGAAGACGACGCAAAGAGCUUCUUACUCUACUUCUAUUACGGCGGAAUGAUCUACACAGCGUUGAAAAACUAUGAUAGGGCAUUAUACUUUUUUGAAGUUUGUGUGAUGACACCUGCAGCUGCAGUCAGUCACAUUAUGUUGGAAGCGUACAAAAAGUUUAUUCUUGUGUCGUUGAUAUUGAAUGGAAAGAUCUUAUUAUUACCCAAUUACACAAGUAACUUAGUCAAAAGGCAUAUAAAGAGAUUGAGUGCACCUUAUCAAGAAUUAGCCACAGCUUACGGUACUCACAGUUGUGAAGAAGUUGAGGAUAUCAUCUUAAAAUAUAAUGAUGUUUAUGCAAGGGAUAACAAUACAGGAUUAGUCCAACAAGUGCUUAGCUUCUUGUACAAGAAAAAUAUUCAAAGACUUACAAACACUUUCUUAACAUUAAGUUUGACUGAUGUUGCUGCUCGAGUAAAGUUACCAGGGCCCGCCGAUGCAGAAAAAUACAUAUUGAAUAUGAUUGAAGAUGGUGAGAUCUUUGCUACAAUCAAUCAAAAAGAUGGCAUGGUUAUCUUCCAUGAUGAUCCAGAAAAAUAUGACUCACCUAGAAUGUUGGCAAAAUUAGAAAAAGAAAUGGCAGAAUGCGCAGAACUUGGUAGAAAAGUAAUUGAGAUGGAAGAGGAAGUAAUAGUGACUCCACAGUAUGUCCGUAAAGCUUUAGGACAAAAUGAUCAAGACGACCAAGCAGCUGGUCCACCGCCUUCAAAUGUAUCAAAUACUCAGAGUCAACCAAGAAAUAACACGUACUCUAUGUAACACAAAUAAGACUUGUUCAAGUGAAGAUGCAAAAAUACGUCAUUGAUUAAAAGAUUUUGAACAGAAAUAGUCUAGCCUGUUUUGUAUGGCUGUCAUACUGGAUUUUGCUUAUUACAAAUAGCUUGAAUGGUAAUAUUUAUUAAACUAAUUUAUAUGCGAUUCAAAAUAGUGGAAUCUUGAAAUUGUUUGUAAGAGAGUUGAUAACCAGAGUUCGAAGAAUUUUUUCAGAUUAUAAUUGGUAUUAAAAUUGUAAUUUUUUGUCUAUUAAAGCUCGCUUGAAUAAUCAUAUAAAACAGGCUCGAUGAUUUGAGGGUAAAUUAAUUAGAAAUGUGAUAUCUAGUUACAAGUGAUUGUGUUACAUUAUAAAAACAGCAAUGUUUUUUCAUAAACGACUUUCACGACUUACCAAUAAGAAAAUCUGUUCAUAGGUUUUAAGUGGUAAGAGCAUAGGUUUAUGAAGAGUGUAACAUCUUUUAAGUGGGUAUAAAUGCCAAGCAACGCGAAAUUACAUUUAUUCGUGCAAAUCGGAGAAAAUUUGAUGCAUGAAAGAUCAAUAACUUGCACUAAAAUGUUUGUCUUCAUCGAAUCGAAAAUUCAUUUGUAUUCAAUCUUUUAAAAAGCUUUAAUUAAAGUCAACAUUAAGGUAUUUCGUUCUAUUUGCAUAUAGCAGUUUGAAAUUGCAUAAUUUUUUUACAACUUAUACAAAAUAUUUAAAUUAUAACAUGGUAAAAAAAAAUUCUAAAAUUUUGAAAAUAAUUAUUUCUUUGAAAAACAUAAAAAUAAAAAAUUUUUAUAAAAAUUAAAAGUAUGAGAGUAUUUUUCUUAAUUCAUAAAACAGGUUAGGUAGAGAAAAAUAAGUGCCAUUCGCUUUGCUUUAAUUCAAACAGUGUUUUAUUUCAUCAAUUACUUCAUCAGACAAUUCAUUUAUUGGUUUAGUUCCAUCAAGGAAUGUUGUAGUCUCAUUUAAAUUUUUGUUUGAACUUAUUUCUUGUUUAUGCCUUAAAUAUUCAGGCCAAACAACUUUAUCAAAAUACCCAGGCACAUCAGGAGGAUUAUAAACACGAUUUUUUCUUCUAUCCCAACACACUUUUUUAUCAAUAUCUAUGAAAUAUUUCUUGUCACAUAGGUCUGCUAUUGGUUUAUAAUUGUAAAGUAGAAAACCUUCUAUUAUCAAAAAUUUCAAUUUUUCGUCUGAUUCACCAUUCCUGAUAUCUUCAUUAGAAGUUUCAAUAAUAUUUUUUAUGUCUGAGUACAUUUUUGACAUAUCCAGACUUGACAGAAUUUCCCAAUUGAAGUGAUUGAGUUCUGGAAUGAGCACAUGUCUGGGAUCAUCUUCAGUUAAAAAAUAUGCAUCUUGAUUAAUAAGGAUUGAACCUUUAAUAUUUUCAUGCACUUUUUUAGCUACACUGGUUUUUCCACUGCACGUUGGUCCAGAAAUUCCAAUUAUUAGCCACUUCAUUUUUAAUGUUCUUGUCAAAAAUACACGAUUUCUUAA